This is a messenger RNA of Humulus lupulus (European hop), 3101 nucleotides long. RefSeq names its product probable ADP-ribosylation factor GTPase-activating protein AGD14. The record is from RefSeq and is a predicted model, not a curated record. Gene Ontology annotation, molecular function: GTPase activator activity. Bases 249 to 2420 code for a protein of 723 amino acids. NCBI's taxonomy places the organism in Eukaryota, Viridiplantae, Streptophyta, Magnoliopsida, Rosales, Cannabaceae. The transcript is spliced from 15 exons.
CUCUCUACAUUUUUUUAGGAAAAGCAGACUUUGUUUAAGAAGCUCUGAGCUGUACAAAAGCCAUAGUUAUCAGCCCCUUAAGGAUCUGCAACCCUCUCUUUCUAUCUCUCUCUUUUUUCUCUCUCUAGCGAUACGCCAAGCGCGUGAGCUGAGGAUCGUCCUCUUGUCAUCGUCGUCAGCUUGGAGGCUGCAGAGGUAGACCAACCUCUCCGUCUGCAGCAAAUUCAGGUCAGUUCUCAAUACAUGCAAUGGGGGAAAUGGCUAAUCGAGUGAAGGAGGAUGAAAAGAAUGAACGAAUUAUUCGUGGACUGCUCAAACUUCCCGAGAAUCGUAGAUGCAUUAACUGUAAUAGUUUGGGACCACAAUAUGUUUGCACUAAUUUCUUGACGUUUAUUUGCACAACAUGCAGUGGAAUACACCGAGAGUUCACACACCGAGUGAAAUCAGUAUCAAUGGCUAAAUUUACAUCACAAGAAGUUAAUGCUCUUCAAGAAGGGGGAAACCAGCGUGCAAAGGAGAUUUACCUGAAAGAAUGGGACCCACAGCGGAAUUCUUUCCCAGACAGCAGUAAUGUCGAGAGGCUUAGAGAUUUUAUUAAGCAUGUUUAUGUGGAUAGAAGAUAUAAUGGUGAAAGGAACUUUGACAAACCUCCUAGGGUAAAGAUGGGUGAGAAGGAUGAAUCAUAUGAAAGCAGGAGAACAGAUUCAUAUCAAGGAGGGUCUAGAAGUCCACCAUAUGAGGAUAAUGAGCGUCGUUAUAAUGAGAAAUCAAGCCCUGGAGCAAGAAGUUAUGAGGAACGAAGAAGUCCUGGUUAUGAUCAAGAAAUUCGGCAGUAUGGUGAUCAUAGAAAGAGUCCUGCCCGUCCUGAAGUUGUUAAUGAUUGGCGCCGGGAUGACAGGUUUGGUAAUGGAAGGAGACAAGACGAUCGGAGAAUGUCUGAUGGAGAUCUAAAGCUGGAAGGUAGAUCACCAGAGCGACCAAAAGAUCUAGGGGCCUCCAGUCCUCCUGUGGUAAGGCCUGUUAGAGAGAUUUUAGGGGAGAACACAAUACCUCUUCGUAUUAGUGAGCCUCCAAAACCUACUUCCAGGACUUCUGAUGUCCCUGCACAGACACAGAGAACUGUAUCCUCCAGUAGUUUGGGAUCAGCCAGUGGGAACCCGGCGCCGGCGGAAGUAAAAGUGGAGACUUCUCGAAGUUUAAUUGAUUUUGAUGCUGAUCCUGAACCUCCUAUUGCAGCAGCAGCAGCAGCAGCACCUGAGCAACAACCGGCAAUAGCUCAGUCCACUUCACAGCCUGCAAAUGCAAUCAUUGACAACAACUGGGCCUCAUUUGAUGCAUUCCCGCAGGCAAAAGUGUCUCAAGCUCCUAUUGUGAAUCCACUGGAAUCUGUACUAUCACAAUUAUCGGUUCCAGCACCUGCUCCUCAUAGUUCUGGUGCACCGGGCCACACUGCUACCAUGACAACUUCUGUGAACAACCUGUUAGUAGCUCCUCUGGAUGGUGUUUCAGUUGCUGCCCCUGUAUCAACACCAGUUUUGCCAGUCAAUGGUGGUAACACUCUUGUCAAUAUGCCUGGUGCUAUGCAGUGGCCUACCAUGCAACAGCAGCAACAGCCUUCCCUUUUCCCUGCUGCUGGUAAUCAGUCAAGUGGACUGCAAUUCCAACAACCUGUAACCGGACCUUCUAGCUUUCAGCCAUGGAAUUUUCCGCCCGCACCUAAUUCACAAGGGUUACCUAAUAAUUUAACAACACAGGCACCCCCGUCUGUUUUGCAACCUGCCCAUGACGUCAAUUCUGCUGUUGUAUCACAACCUUCUGCUGCCGAUGUAAAAUCAAGUGGAAGGAUGGCAUUGCCAGAGGAUCUUUUUGCUGUAAGCUAUCCAGCCUUCCGUGCACCAGUUCCUGGGUGGCAAACUGGACAACCUGGUGGUAUGGGGUUCCCCAUUCAAUAUAAUACUGCAGUGCCCAUGCAUACUUUCCAGCAGUCAUCGAAAUCAACAAAUCCAUUUGAUCUGAACAGUGAACAUCCUCCAGUUCAAGUUCAGACAUUUCCUUCCAUGCAAUCUUUGCAAGGCGCUCUUCCGAAUGUGAUGAAUCCAUCUGGCAUGCCUCCGUCAGUCAUGCAGCCUUCGGGCUUAAUUCGCACUUCCAGCCUUGGUGCCCCACAGUCUGCAUGGAUGCCCCAGUCAUACACACCAGCAUUUCCUCCCCAAGCUCCCCAGUAUGGAUCAGCACUGCCACCAAGGGCCUACAUGGGGCAACAAGUUCCUAACAUGCUACCUUCAGGGCAUCAAGCAGUUGGGGGUGUUGUUCCUGACGCUUUUGGCUCAUUAAAUGUUGAUCAACAGAUGGCUGGUAGAUUUUCCGCACCUGCUACCCCGACUCCUUUUCCGUCUGUUGGAGGAAACCCAUUUGGGUAAAAUACAAAGAAGGUAGCCUCAUUAAUCGUGUUUAGGCUAUAAGCAUCAUCUUGCUGCUGCCUAUAUGUAAUUGGCAGGCUGAAGUUUUGGAUUUCUACGUUGUUCCUAGUCAAGUUAUCCAGCCUGCUGACAGAUUUGUUUGAAUUAUCCAUGGGGUCAAGAUCACAAGAUCUGCACUAGCCAUGUAAAAUCUGUUUGAUGAUGUAACAAAAGAAGAGUUAAGAAAGAGAGAGAAGAGAGUACAUAACUUAAAGGGAAAGGAAAGGAAAGGAAAGGAAAAUAGUUUCGAGGGAGACCAAGAUUAUUUUUAUAUAUAUAUAUUUUUUUGGUCUGUUUGGUACUAUGGUGCCUAGAUCUUUUUUUUUUAGAGUUAUAGGAAGGGUGAUCUGUGUGUUUGUUUGCUGCCCCUUGGAGCCUAGACCUUAUUGUCCGAGUUGUAUGAGUUUUUUGCUUCUCUUUCCUCAUUAUGCAAUGUUACAGUGGAAUGAAGUUUGUAUGGUAAAAAUUGUUUCACGAUCGAUAGCCAAGACUUUUCCGACUGUUCGAUAUGAUUUUUACAUAUUCCUAGAUUUUAAGUUUUUGCUCGUGUUCUUCGUAAGGGUUUCUGCUGGCACGGCCACUUUCUCCCAUUGUGUAAAACCCAAUAAAGGAAUUGUAGAUUACAGAUCUUUGAUUUACUAA